GUGAACUACGGUGGCUCGGAAGGGGCCGGGGCUCGCUCGAAUGGCGGUGCGAAAGCAUAGUGGCUUCAGUCAGAUCCCUGGCAGGAACUGCAAGAAAGAAGGCCAGGUAGUCAAGCAGCGUAAGAGGGAGCAUGGUUUUAUUGAAGAAACAGAGAUUCAUCCCAUUUCUAAGAUUAAUAUUUACAAUUUGGAUUUGUCGACCUUCUUGUAAGAUAUAUUUGGCAAUCAAAAUGAAAGCUUUCUUUGAAGUUUUAGAACAAUUAUACCGGAAGGUACUUCUUGGAGCCACACUUGAAAAUGACAGCCAUGAUUACAUCUUUUAUCUCAACCCAGCAUUUUCAGAUCAAGAUUGCUCUACAGCCACCUCCUCAGACUGUUCAAACAUCCUUGAUGUUCAGGGCAAGCAUCAGCCAUCCUCUGUGAAUUUGGCUACCCCUUCUGUAGCACCUGUGUGUUUGCAGAGACAUUUUCAGUUGAGCAGUACCCGAGAAAUAAUGCUCCUUCAGUUAACAGUGAUCAAAGUGAUGAUAACCAGAAUAUUAUCUGUCGAAACUGAAUUGCAUGCUAAGGAGAAAUAUAAAGAUAUAAUUAAAAUUCUUUUAAAAUCAUCUGACAUCGAUUCUAAAUUAACCUGUAUGUUCCAAACCUCGGAUAAAUUGUUAUCUCACAUGGCUGCAAAGUGCCUUGCACUACUUCUGUAUUUCCAACUGAAGGAAAAGAUAACAUUGAGUAAUUCCUGGAUUUCUUUCUGCCAAAAAAAUCUUUCUGAAUAUUCUGAAAGUGAUAAAGUAGUAUACUGCCUCUGGAUGCUUACCUUUGUAAUAAAAGAAAUCUUUAAAGAUACGUGUUCACAAAAAACAGAAAUUCUAAAGCAGUUCCUGACUCCUUUUGACACUAUUUUUGAAGUCUUUUACAAUUCCUUAUUUUCUCAGCAUUUUGAAAACCACCAAGAUACUUCUAAACUAAUAAAUAGCUUGAUAUGUUUCCUGGAAUUGCUUGAACUUCUUAUAGCCUCCAGAAUCCACCUGAAGUUACAUUUCACUUGCCAGAGGAUUUUAUUUUUGAAACCUUCUUGCGUGUUCGACGUUAUUACCUGGCCUAUUCAGGCUUUUGUCAAAAGGAAAUUCAUCAUAUUCAUCAAAAAGUGCCUUCUCUGCAAAGUGGGUGAAGACCUUUCUCGGGGAUCUGUCCCUACCUUCAUGGCACCAGAUCAUCCUUUAGAUGUGGACCUGUUGGCUUUGGCUGAUGCUGUUUUGCAAGCUGUGGAUUUGGGCUUGUUGAGGACACUGUCUGUCUAUGGAAAACCUUCCUGCUUUGGAGGCGAUGAAGUCCAACCUGGAUGUGAGUGUGUCCCUGGUCCAGAUCAUGUGAUCCUUAGAGCAGCGAGCUUACUUAUCAUUAGAUCCUUAGAAAUCAAGUUUCAAAAUGGUGCUUCAGCAAAUGAAAUGAAAGUUGAUUUACAGAGGUUCAUGUCUGAGUUACUGACCUUCUUAAAGCCUCACCUUCAGCCCUCUCUGCAAUCACACAAUCUUUGUGAGUGGUUGUCUAGGGUCUUCAUAGAACAAGACGAUGACAUGCUGGAGGCUGCCAAAACAGCAAUGGGCAUCUACCUGAAGUUGACCAGAGAAUGUGAAGCUACUGAAAGCUUGACCCAAGAAAAAGAAAUGUGGAACCAUCACACACAUGAAAAUGGCUAUAAUCCACACUGUAUUUUUUUAUUCUUACUAAAAAAUAUAGGAUUUGAUUCUACAGUUCUUCUUGAUUUUUUGAUUUCAUCAGAAACCUGUUUUCUUGAAUAUUUUGUUAGAUAUUUAAAAUUAUUGCAAAAAGACUGGGAUAAUUUUUUCACCAUUUGCAAGUACUUUGAUAUAACUGAAUCUAAAGAUAACAUAAAUAUUUGCUGUUGUAUCUCCUCACUUGUCCAAGACAGAAGCAGCAACCAGACAGAACCUAGUCCUUUGGCUGUUCUUGGUAAUCACAGAGAUGCUCAUGCUUGGGUCUCCUGGGCUUCUGAAGCUUCUUCUGAACCACUGAACCAUGUUGUGAUGUCUGAGGAGGCCCAGGCCACACUCCAGGCUAAUAGUCUGUCUCCCCCACGAACUUCUCAAAGUCUGGUAGAUUAUGAAACCUCUGAUGAUUCUGAAGAAGAAUCCACAGGCCAGCGUUUAGCAAACAGUAGACUAACAUCUUUACACCAAGAAGCAAUGAAGAAAAUCCAGGACACAGUUGGAACAAGUAGGGAUAAAAAAGAACUUAGCCUGGAGUCUCAGUCAAGGUCUCUGGUUUCCAAAGAAUCUAAUACUCCCUUCUCUGUUGAUUGUGACAUAGGCCCAAAUAACAUUGCUUCUAAAGUGGGAAUAUCUCACAGAACAGUAAAGUGCUUUGAAGAGCUACAAGGUGCCAUUUAUCGUUUGCAGAAGAAAAAUCUGUUCCCAUAUAAUCCAACAGCACUUUUGAAGUUGUUAAAACAUAUUGAGACAAUAUAUAAUAGAAGUAUGACGCCUUUGUAAAACAGGAACUGGUUUUCCCUAAUAUAAUUGUGCCUUAAUGAGAUAACAGUAAAAAAAAAAAAAAAAAAAAGAAUUCAAAAGGGUUUUCUAACAUGCCUUUCCUUUGCCUUUUGGAAGCUGCCUAGUGACUGAAAAAGAUACAUCAAAUGACAAGUCACUUGAUACAGUUGUACAGCACUCAAAAUUUAUGGUAGUUCAACUUACACAAAUUUGGGAUAGUUAUUGUAUUAGUUUCUUACUGCUGCUGUAAAAAUUACCACAAACUUGGUGGCUUAAAACAACAGAGAUUUAUCCUUUCACAACUAGAUUUAUCCUCUAGUUCUCUAGUUCUCCUCUAGUUCUGGAGGCUAGAAAUUCAAAAUCAAGAUGGCUACAGGGCCACACUUUCUCUCAAGGAUCUAGGGGAGAAUCCUUCCCUGCCUCUUCCUAGCUUCUGGCCAUUGCUGGCAAUCCUUGGUAUUCCUGGACUUGUUGCUGCAUCACUCCAGUCUCUUUCUCUGUUGUCACAUGGCAUUUUCCCUGUCUGUAUCCAGUUUCCCUCUUGUAAGGACACCAGUCACUGGGUUAGGGCCCACUCUCAUCCAGUGUGGCCACAUCUUAGCUUAAUUAUAUCAGCAAGUACCCUAUCUCACAUUCACAGGUUCUGGGUAGAUGUGAAUUUUGGGAGGGACGCUGUUUAAGCGAGUAUGGUUAUUAUUUCCCCCUGAGGUAUUUACGUGUAAUGUGAUAUGUAAAAAACUUAAAUCUUAGCAGUUUUUUAAAGAGAGGUGAUUAGCUCUAUAUGUAUAUAUGUGGUCUACGAACACAAGUGUAUUCUUUAAAAAGAGUUUUAAUAGGUAAUUUUCCUAUUUAAAAUUGUGAUAUGGAUAAUUAUAUUCUGUCUUUUUGAGAGGAGGCAGAAAAUUCAAGUUUUCAUGUCAUUACAGGCAUACCUCAUUUUAUUGUGCUUCACUUUAUUGUGUUUUGUAGAUAUUGCAUUUUUUACAAAUUGAAGGUUUGUGGCAAUCCUGUGUCAUACAAGUCUUUUGGUGCCAUUUUUCCAACAACAUUUGCUCACUUUGUGUCACAUUUUGGUAAUUGCAAUAUUUCAAACUUUUUCAUUAUUUGUUACAAAUAUAAAACUUUAAUGGAUGAG
Messenger RNA from Balaenoptera acutorostrata (minke whale), 3645 nucleotides. It is a transcript of the gene LINS1, whose product is annotated as lines homolog 1. Bases 132 to 2510 code for a protein of 792 amino acids. The transcript has 8 exons. Lineage: Eukaryota; Metazoa; Chordata; Mammalia; Artiodactyla; Balaenopteridae. The record is from RefSeq and is a predicted model, not a curated record.